This is a messenger RNA of Priceomyces carsonii, 1680 nucleotides long. RefSeq names its product Jen2p (gene JEN2). The transcript has a single exon. NCBI's taxonomy places the organism in Eukaryota, Fungi, Ascomycota, Pichiomycetes, Serinales, Debaryomycetaceae. The coding region runs from base 1 to 1680 and encodes 559 amino acids. Gene Ontology annotation, cellular component: membrane. Gene Ontology annotation, biological process: plasma membrane lactate transport. Gene Ontology annotation, molecular function: secondary active monocarboxylate transmembrane transporter activity. The record is from RefSeq and is a predicted model, not a curated record.
AUGGGAAAGAAAAUGACUAAAGAUUUCAAACCUGAAGUUAAAGACGCCAAAGAGUCAGGAGGUGGUGCGAUUAUGCAACCUAUCCAAAAUGAAGAUUCGAUAUCAUUGGGUCAUGGUCACAAUGAAGACGAUCCCCAUUCGAUUGCUUCCAUUCCUACAGAAGUUGUCAGAGAACACAACAAGCACAUAAUUCGACCUCCAUCAUUUACAACUUACGCAAUAAGUUCCUACUUGAAGUCGCGGUUCUCUACGCUAUUUGUUUCAAAGGAAGAGUUGACCCUGUAUUCUUUAGACGAAGUUUUCAACCCUUUUCGUACGCUUUCUGAGUUGACCCUCAAGCAGUGGAAUUUUUUCUUUCUCGGUUUGUCUGCUUGGACAUUGGAUGCUUUCGAUUUCUUUGCCGUUUCUUUGAAUGUCGCCAAGAUUGCUGAAGAUAUUGACAGCUCAGUUAAAGAAGUGACAUGGGGAAUUACGCUUGUUCUCAUGUUGAGAUCAAUAGGUUCAAUAGGUUUUGGGCUUUGGGGUGAUAGAGUUGGUAGAAGAUGGCCGUAUAUGGUCAAUCUUUUUAUUAUAAUGAUAAUUCAAAUUGGUAGUGGGUUCAUAAAAACAUACCUGCAGUUCCUAGGAGUUAGGGCAAUUUUUGGUAUGGCUAUGGGUGGUUUGUAUGGUACAUGUUAUGCGAUUGCCUCAGAAGACUGUCCCAAGAAUGCCAGAGGAAUAGUGAGCGGUAUGUUUCAGCAAGGUUAUGCAUUGGGAUAUUUACUUGCCGUUGUUUUUACUAGAGCAUUGGUCGAUACAACAGCAAAAGGUUGGAGAACUAUUUUUUGGUUUAGUGCAGGUCCUGCUGCUGUCUUAAUAGUUUGGAGGUAUUUCACUCCAGAGACUGACACAUUCCACAGACAAAAGAAAAAGUUGGAAGAAGAAGCUGCUUCAGGUGACCUGAAAGGUAAGGCAUUUGCUCAACAAGGUAAAAAGGCAAUUAAACAAUAUUGGUUAGUUGUGAUUUACUGUAUCUUGAUGAUGUCAGGAUUCAAUUUUAUGUCUCACGGUUCUCAAGAUUUGUACCCCACAUUGUUGACUCUCCAAUAUGGUUUUAGUAGUGACAGAUCGACUGUUACUAAUUCAGUGGCUAACUUGGGUGCAAUAUUCGGAGGAAUUGUGGUUGGUCAUUGGUCCACCUUCAUAGGAAGAAGAAUGGCUAUUAUUCUUGCUUGUAUUUUGGGGGGUUGUAUGAUAUAUCCCUGGGCAUUUAUAGAUGGGACAGCUAUCAACGCUGGAGCAUUCUUUCUUCAGGCUGGAGUUCAGGGUGCAUGGGGUGUUAUACCUAUCCAUCUUGCUGAAUUGUCUCCCCCUCAGUUUAAAGCCUUUGUUACUGGUACAUCCUAUCAGUUAGGAAAUUUAUGUUCCUCUGCCUCGAGUACAAUUGAAGCUACAAUAGGCGAGCGGUUUCCAUUAUCUAAUCCAAAACAUGGAGCAGAUUAUGAUUACGCCAAAACUAUGAGUAUCUUUAUGGGCUGUGUUUUUGCGUACGUAAUUUUUAUUGUUUUCUUUGGACCUGAAAACAGAGGCGCGGACUUGAGUGUAGAUAGAGACGAAUACAUAGAUGAGUAUGGUACUGAUGCUGAACGCAGGUCCUUUGAUUCUGUCAAAGAAAAACCCACUUCCGAAUUCGUUGCCUAA